Molecule: messenger RNA, 9453 nt
Organism: Patella vulgata (common limpet)
Lineage: Eukaryota; Metazoa; Mollusca; Gastropoda; Patellidae
Exons: 14
Coding region: 27-6959 (2310 amino acids)
Source: RefSeq, a predicted model, not a curated record
UUAUUGAUAAUUUUCUGGGAGGAAAUAUGGUAGAGAUAGUAUCCUGCUUAUCUGAUGAUUCUGGAAAUGAAACUAAACUUUUUGUUGAGGAACAGGUACAGAAAUCAGAAAAAUUAUUGAGCCCAACACUUCCAAGUACUUCCACACCCAAAGUUUUUCAUGGCUAUAAGAAUUUAGUGGAACCUGAACUUAGUGAGAUAUCAGAAGAAGAUGAAACUUUAAUGAAAAUAUCAACAAAUGAAUAUCCUUCAAUAGCCGAGGAUCAGAAAGUUAAUACACCUCAUUGUCUAGAAAAUGAAACGACCAGUGAACAAAAAGCUCAAGAAAAGAUUACCAAAAAGAGGGGAAGGAAAUUAAAGGCGUGUCGUAAUCAAAAGAGUAAAAAAUCAACAAAAAGUAAAUCUACAAAGAAUGUGUCGGCUAGCAUGGCAUUAGAGGAAGCAACUAAACUAAACUUAAUGAGUGCAUCUGGUGAAUCUGAUCAGUCCUUUAUCUCAUCAAAUGCAGACAUAUUCUUAAGACAUGAUACAUCAUCCACAGAAUUUAGCAGAGAAGAGAUUGGUGAAUGUCAUGAAGAUAAUUUUACCAAUAUGUCUCGUGAUGAAUUAUGUAAAUUAGCUGUUUCUGUCAGUAAAGGCAGUAUCGACACUGUGAAAAAAGCAGCAGAUAGUACCAGCGACAUUGGAACUUUAAGGACUCUUAUCGAAGAUACAGGGAAUAUAAAAGAAGUUGUGCAAGUAUACCUAGAAAAUCUUGUUAAAGAUCCAAGUGUAUAUUUUGAUGAUUCUGGAAUAGAGACUCCCACAUAUAACCCAAAAACUUUUUUGAAUUUGGAUAACAUUGAUCUUGAGGAAUUGCCUUACAAUACGAGUAGAAUAACCGGUCCAAUGAAUGCAAGUUCAGUUGACAACGCACUGACUGCUCAAGAUGAAAUACGUCAACUUGCGCAAACAAAUGUUGAGAUAUUACAAGAAAUGUCUGCACUGUUGUCUGGAUUUAAAGAUAAUGACACAAUUAGUAUGGACAGAAACAAACAUACAGAAUUUUAUAAGAAUGACAGUACCAAUAACAGUCGAGAUAAAACAAGUUACUCUACUCUUGAGGAGGAUCUUAGAAUUGAUUCAUCUUCUAGUGACACUGAGGCAGAAAAGGCAACUGAAGUGAUAGAAUUGGAAAACAUGGGAAAGAAAACAAGCCUCUUUUCUCCAGGAAGUCGAAGCUUUUCGGUAACUGAUAUAGAAAACAAAGAAACAGAUGUAAGUCGAGCUGCAGUUCCAGGAAACGUUAAUAGUCCAUCAAAACAAGAAAUGUUCAGUCCACAAGAUAGUAUUGUGUCAAGUCCACUUAAGAGUGAAAGUCCCACAACGGUCCUGUUCAGUCAACAUAAUAGUUCGGUCAAGGUUCUUAGUACUGGCAGUUCUCCCAAAACUCUCUUCACUCAACAAGAUAGUACUGUUUCAAAUCCAGUCAAGAUUAUUACUGCUAGUUCUCCGAUAUCUCAGGUUGGUCAACAAGAUAGUACUGUGUCAAGUCCAAUCAAUAUUAAUACUAGUAAUUCUCCAAAGACUAAGUUUGGUCAACAAGAUUGUCUUAUUGAGAGUCCAGUCAAGAUUCUUACGGGUAGUCCUCCCAGUCAACAAGAUAGUGAUGUGAAAAGUCGAGCCAAGAUUAUUACUUCCAGUUCUCCCAAAACUCUGGUUGGUGAACAAGACAGUGUUGUAGCAAGUCCAGUCAAGAUUAUUACUGGUAGUCCUCUCAAGUCUCAGAUUGAUGAGCAAAGUUAUGUUGUGGAGAGCCCAGUCAAAAUUAUUAUUGAUAGUUCUUCCAAAACUCUUGGUCAACAAGAUAGUGUUGUGCAGCAUCCAAUAAUCAACUAUAGCUCUUCAAAAUGUGAAAUUUUUAGUCCAAAAAGUAUCAACAGUUCAGGUAGCUCAAAUGUUCAAGAACCAAAAGAGGAACUUUCUGAAGUAACAUUUACAGAAGCUGAUGUUAAGGAUCGCAACGAUCAAAGUUGGCCGUCUGAAGAAGGAAGUUCACAUGUCAUGGUGAGUGUCAACAAGGUACUUUUGAAACCAAAAGAAGAAAUAGACAAGGAGAUUGCAGAGAUCCAUGUGUCAAAAGAUCAGGAAUAUGAAGAGGAAUUGUUGAAUAAUAUGUGCUUAACAAAAGUUUCCAAAGUUGUUCCUAAUGCUGAAAUUGCAGAAGAACCUGCCUGUUCAGAUCUUGUUGAUGUAGUUACCACCAAAUGGCUUCCUUGUAACCUUGCUAUGCAAAGUACUCCUGUUUUUCAACAGAUCUUUAAACACAGAGCCUCUGUAAUAAUUCAGCCCUUGAAAAAGAAAAUAGUGGUUGACGGAAAGAUUUGGAAAAAACAUGGACAUGUCUGGAGCAUUAAAAAACAUGCAAAGAAGACCAUUUCUGAAACUGCGGAAUCCAAGUCGUCUUCCAUGGAAAUUUCUAAGUUUAUAGAAGAUAUUAGAAAGGGCGGCAUUCCUGUUCAACAAGAAAAGGGGGGUAGCAGUUUGAAAGAAAAUAAUGAGAACAAGAAUUCUCUGACAGAAUUUGAAAAAGCCAUAUGCAAUCCUCAGAAAGAUUCCCACAAAAAGCCUAAAAGAGUGAAAAUAGCUAGAUCUAUUUCUGAAGAACUUGAAGAUACUAAAUUGGACCCGACAUGCAAUGCGAAAGAAUGUUUACAAAAUAUCCAGAAACAAUUAAAUGUUAACAGACCUGUGUCUAAAUUAGCUAGACAAAUUUUAAAGAAGAAGGCUCUCGAAGAACAAGCUUCAAAGAGUAAAGCAGAGCUAAUUUUAGAACCUAUUGGAACAUUUGAAUCAAUUCUUUCGAAGACAUCAAAGUUAUCAAAUGUCUCCUAUCAAUCAGAUAAAGGAGAUGACAGUUCCGGCAAAAGUUCUUUUACCAUACCAAAAUUUAACAGUAGUUUCAAGAUACCCACUCAUUCGAAGCAAAAAUCUGAGGAAAGUGAGGGAUCGCUAGUUUCCCCACUGAACAGAACAUAUAAAGAUGAUUCAUCAUCUUCUUCCCUUGAGUUUUUGAAUACCAAACCUACCAGUCAUCUGCAGUCUGGAAAAUCACAAACAGAGCAAUCCUGUUUUGUUUUUGGAGAUACAAAACUUUCUUUAUCAUCUUUUGGGAAAAAGAAAUCUCUUGAGGAUAUGAAAACAAGUUUUACUUUUGGCAAGACAAGCUUCAACACUUCUUUUAAAGUAAAUGAGUCCAAAAAGAAAGAACUGUUAAGAAAUUUGGAAUCAGUUAUAAACAGCAGUUCAAAUUCCUUACAUGACUUGAGCUCCACUUCAUCGACAUUUUCGUUCGGGAAGAUAGACACUAAUGAAAAAGACUUUCAAGUUCCUCUUGAUUAUAAUUCUGAAGCUGAUUAUCCAUGUCCAGAUUCCCCAGCAGAUUCAUUUUCUACAAUUUCUAGUAGAUCCACAUCUUCUGGUUACGCAAUCAAUAAAUUAAAGAGAAGAAUAUGCACCAAUUCCACAGUUUUUGAUUCUCCAUUGAAGAGAUUCAGUUUUUCCGAGCAACCUCAUCCCGAGAAGUUUUCACCUAGUCCGAAUAAAAACUCAGAUUAUGUUCAAGUUUCUGAUGUAGACACAACUAAUAUCAAACACAUUGCCAACAUUAAACCUACAACUACGGCCAUUGUUGAUGCAAAUAUCUCUUUAGAAAGUGAAGAACUGAACUAUGAAGAAUCUAUUAUGGAAGAAGUGAAGGAAGAAGAUGAGCUAGAAGAUGAAAUAGAUGAUGAAAUAGAUGAAGAUAAUGAUUUGGAAAAUCAAGGUGUAUCUGAAGUGAAAAUCAAAGAUGUUGAAGAUGUGCAGAAGACUGAACACAUAUCCUCUACUGAAAUUAUACCCGAAGACAAAACCAAGACAUUGUCUAUUACCAGUUAUUUGAAAGAACCAUCUGCUGAUACAAGCAUUACUAAUCCUGGUUUUGAAAUACUGCCUCAUGUUCCCACAAACCAUAAUGAAAAGACUUCUGAUAUUCUCAAUGUCACAGAAGAAACUCCAUUUAAGUCCAACAAUAAUAGAGAUGAAACUUUGCUGGAAGGAGAUGGAAGUCAGAUUGAAUGGUCCCAGAUGGGUGGCACUUUCAAUUUGACAAAAGAGCAGUAUGAAGUUGCUGAUAUGGAUAUUGGUGACUCCAAUGACGACAUCAAUACAGCUGAUAGUUCAGGUGAAGACUUUUGUUCAGAUAAGAGUGAAGAUAAAUUUGAUGGAGAUAACAACAAGGAAGAGAGCGAAGCUGAAAGUUCAGAUGAUGCUCUAUCUGAGAGUCAAGAAUCAAAACCUGAAGGGAUACCUAAAGAAGGAGAUACUAUCUCAGAGGAAGAUGAAGAUGUCAAAUCCAAAGAUGAUGUUCUUUCCCUUUUGCCAUCAGAUGAUGAAUUUAUGGAUGAGUUUGAAAUUGAAAGUCAAACUGUAUCUAAAGCCAGCAAGAAAUCUAACAUACCGGUUGAGUUCAUUGAAAAACCAUCCAGUAGUAAAGACUGUAAAAAAUCGGUUGAGUUCUUUGAAAAACCAUCUAGUAGUAAAGACUGUAAAAAAUUGGAAGACGUUGUAGAAAAAGAAAAGAUUAAAACCAAUGAGGAUGUUAGUGAAAGUAAGAGGGAAGCACCUAUAGUCAAGAUUGAUAAAAGAUUGAUACCUCCUAACUAUUGUUGGGAUUUGCAGAAUUGUAAGAGAAAGAUCUGCACCUUUAUCCAUAGAAGACCAUCAGAAGAAGACAUACAUCACCAAGCCACAAAAAUGAUAAGUCAUGCUUUGCAUGUUAAAAAUUACAAGGAGGCUGUGGAUGUUUAUGUGAAUGCUAAGAAACAAGAGAUUAAAGGAGCGUUUCAACCUGUUGAUCAAAUGAUACCAUUGUUAAAUGCUUGUUUUAUGUUGGGGUAUAAGUACUCAGAUGUAGCUUAUAGCUUGUUGUGCGUUUUAUACAUUUCACAGAGCCCUCCUUUGGAUGACAGAAUGUGUUGUGAAUUUAUCAACAUGUGUAGUGUGAACAGAGAAAUGUAUUCUUCUCAGAUCGGACAAAUAUUUGAUAUUAUGAAAUCUCUUAAUCUGCUGCCAUCAAAAAUAGACUCAAUGAUUACUUUACUUAUGACGUUUUAUGAACUGAAGGAUUAUAAUAAGUUGUUUCAAAUUAUGAUAUAUUUGAAUGAGUGUGAAUUUCUGUGUAUACCAUUAUUUAUAAGGGAAGCAACUCUUUUACACGUUAUUACACAUAGCUAUCAUCAAAUCUACCUCGAUUUAACCUCCAAAUGGAUUGAUCAAACCCAUGAACAUUUGUUGUUAGAUUUAAACAAGGAGAUUUUACUUCAGUUAUUAGCGAUAUUUCAAAAACUUGAUUCACUGAGUACAAUACAGAAGUUGGAAUGGGUUCUCCAUGUUAAGCCAGAGAUUAUACCUGAAAUAGAAGAACCAGAUAUUGAUAGAGAAGAAGCUGAGUUAAUGGCGUCUGCUAAUUUUUCAAGUCAGGAACUACAAAUGAAUGAGAAAAAGUCAUAUAUGCACAGAAUUCAGGGCUGUAAAUCUUCGUGUAAUUGGGAAUAUCUAGCUCAGAUAUUUAUAGAUCUGUGUAAUUCAACAUGGCCAAGAAACUCUGACUAUAUUGAUGGUUAUAUAGACACCAUAACCGCACAUAAACUAAAAAUGGAGGAAGCUUUUCAUCAAUUUCUUACAAAUAUUGGAAAACAUGUUGAUAAAGAGAAAACAGAGAAUGUUUUGUUUGAGUUUGAUCAGAGGUCGUUGAGUUUAAUAGGCAGUGGUAUUAUACAUGAAUGUUGUCAUAAAGAAUUAUUUGAACAAGGAUCGAAAAUUCUCUUUCUCAUGUUAAAAUGGAGUAUUAAAAUAUGUGAAGUAAAGCCCCAUGACAUUCACAGAUCUGUACAAAAUAUAUUAAUUAUAUGUUCAAAAGUAAAUCAGCCCAAAUUAGCAGUUGAAGCAUUAGAAGGUUUACAGUGGUUAAAACAUAAUUUGAGUCCAGUUACUAAUCUUGGUAUUUAUAUCAUACACCUCAAUGAAUUAAUAAAGUGUUUAGUAAAGAAAGAUGUUUGUAAACAAGCCUUUGAUGUUCUACUAUUCUUUGUGGAUAUUUUAAAACGAAGUGGCAGUGAUAUUGAAGGAAUGAACAGUGUUCGUAUGCAUUUUCCAGAAAUAGUAUGUAGAUGCUUAACAUUUGGCAUACUACAAACUGCCAUUGAUACAUUUAAACUGUUUAAAGAUAUUUGUUCUACAAGAGUGGGAUUCAGUGAAUCUAUUUUACGUUCUUUAUUUUCUGCUUGUUACGAAAUUGGAAAUUUUCAACAAACACAAGAAUUAUACAGAUACAUGUACAAUAGCUUUUUCAAAAAAUAUGCUGUACCAAAUCUUGAGGAUCCAAGCCACAAGAAAAUCAUGUUAGGUAGUCGAUUAUCUCAUGCUGAAAUAAUUUAUGUGUUAAAAGAUUGGUUAAUGAAUUUGUACAGAUAUUUCUGUACGGUAUUGGAAAAAGGGACAUCACUCACAAUGGAUGAUUUAAAUGUUACUGUGGAGUUUGUUCGUGGUGGUGAUCCAGAUAUAAGGGAGUUAUUUCCCUACUUGUCAAGCAUACCUCAGUCUGAGUUCGCAGCUCACGAGAUAUUGAGAUUGUCUUUAUCUAAGCUGGAACCAGCUCUGGAAACUAAUUAUAUUCCCGCCGAAGGAUGUCAUGAACUGUCUAGUAAUUGCCUGAAGGAAUAUCUUCUUGUGCUGGAUUUAGAAGAAAGGAAUAUUGGAUUACGAUUUGAUCCUCCACGUGUUGCAAGACGUCCUUUGUUAAAUUUUAACAACAUGCCUAAUAGAGGUGGAUAUUCCGACCGACCACCUCCCCUACAUGCCAGGUACAAUAGACGGGGUAAUUAUUAUGGGGGACGUCCAACACGCCCUUGGAUCAACCCCAGAGGAAAUAUAAGUUGAGAUUGUAUAAUAUAAAGAAAGCAUUAUAGUUUAUACAUGUAGUAUGGUUGACACAAAGUGAAAGUUGAGAUUUAAACACUGUGAAAGUGUAUAUUAUCAGAUACAAAGUUAUAGUUGGAAUUUAUCUUGUGAAUUAAUAUCUCAUGAGUGAUGAUAGUGUUUUUAAAAAUAUACCCAGUGAAAGGGUUUGAUAUGUGCAGUAUGGUUAAUAUCAUAUAAAGUAUUGUGUUACAAAUAAAUAAAUUGAAUAUGAGUGUGUAUUAUAUGUGCACUAUAUCGGAAAUGUGUGUGAUACAUGAAGUAUGUGUAAUAUUAAACUAAGUGGAAGUUUUUUGAAUGUCAUAAUAUGUGCAUUAUAUCAGAACAUGAAGUAUGUUUAAUAAUAUCAGAUAACUGAUUGUGUUGCAAAUAAAGUGCAAGUUGACAUCAUAUUCUUUUGUGCAUUAUAUCGGAAUGUGAAGUAUAUUUGAUAUUGGAUAACAGAUUGUGUUACAAAAAAAUACAGUGGAAGUUUUGGGGGUUUUUUUUACUGUUAUCCGUGCAUUAUAUCUGAAAUCAAGUGAUAUACUGUAGCUAAAAAAUUAAUGAUUAUGAAGUUUAUUGAGUACUGUACCAGUAUGUGUGUUCUGCAUUACUUCAGACAAGAAGUGAUAUGGACCUACCAUGUGUUACAAAUUGAUCGAACCAUUUUAUAACAAAAACAAUAGUGUAUGUAUGAAUGGAACAAAAGAACAUUUGUUUGUUUCUUUAAAAUGUGUGUUUCAUGAAGAGAACAUGUGAAAUGAUUUUUUUAUAAAUUUUAUAGCCAAAUGUUUUACAUUUCGUGUGUCUGUAAUGUAAAGAUUACUAUUAUUGUAAGUGGUUAGGGAAUAAGAAUCUCUGUGAGUGAAAGGUUUAGACUUUUAAAGAUGGAACUGAAUGUUUGUUUAAAGUGAAAUAGGAUUCUUUGAUUUCAAAAUAUUCACUGGAAGUGAAAUGAGAUUAUUGUGUCUAGUCUAAAAUAUCGUUAAACUAUUUUCAAGUAAAAAGGAAAUAAAAAUCAAUGGAAGCAGUUUAGCUUUGUCAAAGAUCUGAAACAGUUUUGCUGACAAACGUCUGGAAAGUCAAUAGUCUGGUAUACUCUGGAAACAGUUUAGGCUGUAAAUAAUCUGGUAUACUCUGGAAACUGUGAAUAGUCUGGUAUACUCUGGAAACAGUUUAGCUGUGAAUAGUCUGGUAUACUCUGGAAACAGUUUAGCUGUGAAUAGUCUGGUAUACUCUAAAAACAGUUUAGCUGUGAAUAGUCUGGAAAUGUUGCAUGAUAAAUUAAUAGUACAGUUAAAAGAGAAUCAUUUGGUGCUUCUAUAAAUAAUAUGUGGAACAUAUACUUGGCAUUUAUACAUUAUCAUGCAUUUUAUAGGUCAUUGUUCAGUUUGUUAAAUCCGAAAUUAUCUUGUGUUUAAUUAGACUGUAUACAUUCCUAUGGUCUGUUAAAACAGAUUUUCAGGGAAUCAAUUCUUUUGUUUUUGUUGUUGAAAUGUCUGGGAAAGGCAGAUUUUGUUUUGUUAUGUUAGUUUUUGUACUGUGUAAACACGAACAACUUUUAAAAUGAAUUAAGAUUGUUAUCUUGUUUAAAAGAUUUUAGAAAUAUAAAGAGAUUCAUGGGAACAAAAAGAUUUUUUUUUUUUUUUUUUUUUUCAUCUCUUUUUAAAUUAUGUAAAAUGUAUCGAUCGGUCCAGGUAGGUAUCAUGAUUUCCUUUCGUUUUUCAUAUUUUUUUCCCCUUUCGCCCGAAUAUGGAAUUUGAAAAAUAUUGAGUUAAAAAUGUUUUGUGGAAAAUUACAUGCAGUAAUAAUAUAUUCAAUGAUUCUUUAAUAAAUGGUAAUCUUUUGGUUUUAACUAAAGAUACAUUCAUAUCGCAGAGAGCUGAAUCGGCCAAUUGCAGGUGUUUUUUUCUGACUUUUUUUUUUUAGACGUUUAUUCACUUGACAAGCCAUAAUCAAUUCUGUAGACCCGUUGGAUGGCCGAGAUGCCAACUGGAUUUAGACCAUCAACGCCUUAUAUUGUUAAAAUGGAGUCAGUAGAUUGAGGCUCUAGAAUCGAGAUUUAUAUCUUAUUGCCUUAAGAAAGAACACAAGCAAAGUUUAUGUUUUAGAUUCAUAAUUGCAAAACAAAUUACGAAAGCGACUUAAAUUGUUAAUUGGUCUAUAGCCAUGUAAAUAAAUAACCUAAAAAUGUCAUCAGGGUCCUGUUUCAGUUUCACAAAUUUUAACUAAAAUAGUAUUAUUUAUGUUUGUGAGUACAGUUUCAAUUAUUUAAAAAACAUCUUCAUAAAUACUUUUUUUUGGUACAUUUUAGACAUUUAUAUACAUGUGUGGUUUUGUAAGCAAAAUUAGAAAAAAAUGUAUUUUUGGUCAAAGACAUGACUGGAAUAUAACUCCUCAUUUGUCAUCAUUUAAAAUAUAGAUAUGUUUUAUAUAUCACAGUGCCUUUAUACAAUAAAUACUUACAUCUUAA